Polyodon spathula (Mississippi paddlefish) is the source of this 979-nucleotide messenger RNA. RefSeq names its product nuclear GTPase SLIP-GC-like. The record is from RefSeq and is a predicted model, not a curated record. NCBI's taxonomy places the organism in Eukaryota, Metazoa, Chordata, Actinopteri, Acipenseriformes, Polyodontidae. The transcript has 7 exons. Gene Ontology annotation, molecular function: GTPase activity. The coding region runs from base 20 to 979 and encodes 319 amino acids.
UCUUACAGUAUUUUUCAAAAUGAAUUCUUUACAGAGCUCCAGCGAUAAGAAAGAAGUAAAGAAUAAGUGCAUACUCUACAGAAAUAACAAGGUUAAAGACCUUGUGAGGAAAAACUUCAAUGAAAAAGCAAAGGAAAAGCUCUUUGGUACAGAUGUGAACAGCACUGAGUUUUUUAAAGUAUUCACAGUCAGUUCUGAAGAGUUUUGGAAUAAUGAAGAAAAUGAAGAACAUAUCCUUGAUCAUGAUGAAACUGAAUUGCCAGCACUUAAAGAACACAUCAAGGGUCUGUAUAUCAGCCACUCUCAGAAAGCAGUAAAAGACUACAUAGCUGGUGUCUCUGGGCUUGUUUCUUUUCUUCACAUUCCAAAGGAAAACACAAGCACUCAGACUGAAGACUUGAAGGAUAAACUAUUCUCAGAACUUAAACUGAAAUUUGAGACUAGACUUCAAGAUCUGGGCAAAUUUUUCGACAGUGUUUACACAAAAAUUAUGAACAACUUGGAUGAAGGUGUGAAGAAGGCUGAGGGCCAUUGCCUAAAAAAUGCUCAAAAAAUUCUGAAGAGUAAAAACGCAAAAUAUAGUGGAUACCAUAAGACACUUAAGGCAUUAUGUAGGUGUUCCGGGUACUACAGAUCCCGUGAUGGUAAAACUGUAGAUUUGAACUAUACUUUGGUCUUACCCAUGUAUGCUUCUAUGGAUAACACUUUCACCAGCUGUUUUCGGAUCAAUCAAAACUCAAGGAGGUCAAUUAAGGGUGCCUUUGAUCUUCUUCAAAAUGAUUUGAUUACAAUUGACAAUAGAAAACAUGCUGCCGUCAAGUUGCGUCUGACGUACAUCAAAACAGAGCUCAGAAUACUAAUAGCUAACUUGGAGACAGAAGCCACUGCAAGAAAGAAAAACAUCUACAAUUCUAUUACCCAGUCUGUCCAGGAUUCCAUGGACCCAGCUUAUAAAGGUACAAUUCUAUUAUUUUUGUAA